Messenger RNA from Oryzias melastigma (Indian medaka), 2118 nucleotides. It is a transcript of the gene ckap4, whose product is annotated as cytoskeleton associated protein 4. Lineage: Eukaryota; Metazoa; Chordata; Actinopteri; Beloniformes; Adrianichthyidae. The record is from RefSeq and is a predicted model, not a curated record. Bases 105 to 1868 code for a protein of 587 amino acids. The transcript is spliced from 2 exons.
GACACGCCGCGCUCCCUGAUACGCUGCCGGUCCAGCCAGUGGGGCUGCCUUUCCAUCCACGACGGCAGCAGCGCACUCAUCCAUCCACGGAGCUCCCGGUGAGGAUGUCGAAGCACCGCCAGAAGAGCAGCGAGAAGAGCCCGGCGCCCGCCCCAGAGGAUGCGCCCAAGAAGCCCCAGAAGAGCAGCAACGCCACCACCAACGGGGGCCCCGGCGGCCCCCAGGGGCCACGCGCCUCCAGCGGCUGCCUCGGACUCUUUGCCUCAACUCUGUUCUAUGUUGCGCUAAUCGGCGCUGCGGGGUUUGCGGCUUUUCAUUUGCAGCAAGUUGUGGAGGAAUUCCGUCACGCAAACGCCAAACACGAUGAGAGCGCGCGGCACAACGCGGAGAUGAGCGGGAAAAUGGAGAGUGUUGUUCAACAGGUGGACUCUCUAAGGAGCGUCGUGGACGGGCUGGAGUCUUCUUUGGGAAUCACUCGGCGGGAGCUGGAAGCUGCUGUCACCCGGAUGAAGAGGGGGGAAGUGGAGACCAGGAGGGUGGAGGAGGCCCUCCAGAAUCUCCAGAACGAUCUCCUCAAAGAUCUCUCCGAUGGGGUCAAGGAGGUGAAGGAAGCUCGGGAGCGGGAUUUCUCCUCUCUGGAGAGAACGGUGGAGGAGCGCUUGGCUGAGGUCAGCCAGUCCAUCAGAGCCAGCGUGGUGGAGUUCACCGAAGCGCAGGGCGAGGUGCAAACCCAGCUGGCGGAUCUCAAAGCCCGCCUCGGCGGCAUUGAAGACCCGACGCUCAUCAAGCAGGAGCUGUCGGCCAUCGUCGACGUUGUGGCUGAAAUCAAAACGGCCAAUCAGGCGGCGGACGCCACCGCAGACUCUCUGAGGCAGCAGAUAGGAGCGGUGAGGGAGGAGAUCCAGACUCGCAACCGGGAAGUUUCUUCCUUCGCCGAGGAGAUUCAGUCCGUCAGGACUUUGGUUCAAAAGACGACCGGGAGUCUGAAGCAGUCGCUGUCGGAGGUGGAAGCUCAAGUUCAGACGGUGAAGGAGGAAAGGGAGGCGCUGCAGAGCGGCGUGGAGCAGGCCGCUCACACCGCUCGCGGCGUGGAGGAGCGGGCGGACGCGGCGGUGGCUCAGACUCAGAAGAAACUGGAAGACCUGGACGUGAGGGUCAAAGCCUCAGAGGAGGUCUCUGAUUCGCUCUCUGCUUCACUGUCUGACCUCACCGUCAAAAUUGAAUCCCUUCUAGCCAAAUACGACGACCACGAGAGCAGCGUUGCUUCUCAGGGCGGCGCGGUAGAGAAGAUCAAAGCCGACCUGGAAGUGGUGAAAAGCAGCGUGGAGGAGCUCCGGUCAAAAGCAUCUGCAGGCGGAGAGCUGAUGGCGUCUGGGGGGGUGGAUCAGCAGCAGGUGGAUGACUUGGAGAAGAGAGUCGCUGCCGUGGAGGAGAUGAAUUUCCAGAGCAAGUUGGAGGACCACGAUGAAGCCAUCGCCGCCCUGCAAGAGGUGCUGCAGAGAACCAGCCAAGAACUCGCCGGUUUGUCCGAAAGCAUGGCGGGCGGCGAGAAAAGCAGCGUGGAGGAGCUGCGCUCCGAAGUGGCCGCCCUGAGCGGAGAGCAGACGGCGCUGCAGGCGAAGGACUCCGACCUGGAUCUGCAGGUGGAGGAGCUGAAGGCUCGACUGGCUGCUCUGGAGGAGAGCAGCAGCAGAGUGAACCCCGAGCAGCUGGAGAGCCUGAGAACGAUGGUGGGCGGACUGGAGAGCAAAGCAGCCAGACUUGAAGGCCACGACGAGGCCAUUGCUGCGCUUCAGGGCGAACUGCAGACGACCAUACAGACACUGCACGCUUUAGCCAAGGACAAGAGUGAAGACAAAGAUUUGUAGUUUCGCAAAACCGCAGAAAUGAUUCUCCUAGUUGGUGUUAGGACACUUUGAUAAAAGGGAACAAACUAGACUGUUGAUCUGUGAAUUUAAGUGUACACUAAUUCUGCACUGUACUUUCUUAUUCUCUUGUUCCGUUAAGAAGUUUUGGUGCCAGAAGUGUUAAAAAAAAAUGCAAAAAUUCGUUGUAGCACUCCUUUGUUUUGUCUGUUACUUUUUUUUGUAGAAUAAAAACAAAUCGUGAUUAAAAUCA